AUGAAAUUUCCUGAUAAUAAAAAUCCCCGAACUGAAAAACUUCAAGAGAAUGCUGAAAACCUAUGUUACGAAUCUCAGGAUGCAAACGAACAAUAUAGCAGUUUAAAUGAAAACUCACAUCAUAGGGAAGUUGAAGUUAGAAAUGAACAAAAUGAUCUGAUUGUCCUUGAUCCAGAUCAUCCUCUGAUGAGGCGUUUUCAGGAGUCACUAAGAAGUAUGCUUACCAAACAUAUUAACAGUACGGAAAUUAAUCUAAGAGAAAAAAAUGAAGCAAUUAAAAGAGAAAAGGCAGACCACAUUGAAGUCGGUUGCGAUUUGUAUGGACUUCAACAGGAACUCGCAAAGUUUCAGUCACAGUUACAAAAUAAACAUAAUGAAUAUGCAGAAUAUCAUGGAAAAUAUGACGAUGCUCAGAAUAAACUCACAGCUCUUCGUGAAGACUACCAAACAUUUGUUAAAAUGAUGUUAGAAGAGACGAAAAAAAUGCACUCUAUGCGUGAUGAAGUUGAUGCAUUAUGUUUGCGACUAUAUUAUCUAAAUAGAGCUAAAGAAGACGUGAGUGGGGAUUUGAUAGUAUUGCAACGAGCAGCUGAAAAAGUCAACACUGAUUUUAGUAAGUUUGAGGAGGAGAAACUUCGUCAGGAUCUUUUGGUUGAUCGUUUACAAACCAAAGUUGAUCGACUAAAAGAUGAUAUUGCCUUAUAUGAAGCUCAAAUAGCAGCUCAAGAAAUUGAAAUGAAUGCGAGUCAAAAUCUUUUAUAUGAAGCUGAAGCUCAAAUAAUUGCAAUUAAUGUUGAUAAAUCUCAUUUACUUACUCAAUGGAAAACUAGUUUGCUUGGCUUACGGCGCAGAAAUGAAGCAUAUACUGAUUUAUUAACAGCUUAUAAUAAGCUGAAAGAAGAAAUACUUGUUUUAGAAAAUGAACAAAAUGCACAUAAGCGUUCAAUUAGCAAAGAACAAGAAACACACGAACAGUUAACAGGAUUACAGAAUAAAAAUGAAUCAGACUUGAAUACUUUACGUAAACAAUUAUUACAAGCAGAAACAAAACUUGAAGCUGAUAAACAAGCUUACACAACAUAUUCAAGAAUCUUACAGGAAACUGAACGUAAUCUUCUCAAUGCUAAAACAGAAAACGGUAUUGCUCAAAAAAGUUUAAACAAUAUCCGUAAACAGAUUGAGAAGAAGGUAAUAGAGAAGCAAGAUAUAGACAAAAAGAUCUCCGAAGAAUUAAGAGAUCGGUUAACUGCACAAAAAGCUGCUAGUUAUGUUCACAAAAUUAAUGUUAACAUACAAGAUCAAAGUAGAGAACUGCUAACCCAAAUCGUACAAAUGGAAAACCAGAUUGCUAAAGAGGAAUUAGAAGCAGCGCAUAAAAAAGCCAAUAAUAUGCAACAGCAGGAAAAAGUUGAUGAAUUAGAACGAGAAAUCGAUAACACAAAUCUAUUAAUCACUAAAUUAGAAAGUGAAAUACAUCAUGCUAAUAUUUUAGUUGAACGUAAACAGGGGAAUAUUGAUAUAUUGAACAAGAAAUUGGAGCGUUUAAUUCAUGACUGUGGUGGUCAAGAAAUUGGGCCGUUGGAUGCACAAGUAAACAAUUUAAAUAAAGCUGUUGGACAAAAACAAGAUGAGAUUGGCGAACUUGAACAACAAUGGUUAAGAGAACAGAAUGAAUUAGUUGUAAAUAUCAAUCAACGUGAUAAAUUAGCUGAGUCUGUUACUAGAAUAAAUAAACAACUAUCGAUUUUAACACAGAAGAAAUUACGCAUUGAUAAUGAAAUAGCUAUUCAGGGACGUGAGAAAAAUGAUUUGAAAAAAGAAUUAGGACAUUUACAGAAUGAUAUCACUAGGAUAAACUCAAUGAUAGCUAAAGAGAAGACGACUGAAGAAUAUUUGAACAAUGAAAAUAAACUAACUGAAAUUGAUUUUAUACGCUCAUUGAAAGAAAAAGAAAUUGAAGCAGCUAAUUUACAAGAAAAAGUGCAUCAAGCUUUAAUGGAUAAAGAAGACUUAUUAAAUGAAUUAGUCGAAGUUGAACGAACAAUUAUGCUGUGGGAAAAGAAAGUACAACUGUGCGAAGAAACUAAAAAAUCUGUUGAUUGUGAAGUAGGUCAAGGUGAAAUAAGUGUUAUGCGUCAUGAAAUUCAUCGAAUGGAAAUUCGUAAAUCCUCAUUACUUCAACAACAAGAAAGACUAAUUCAGGCAUUAGAACGUUCUGUAGCAAAGCGUGAUGCGAUUGUUAAUCAGUCCGAUUUUCUUCAAUCGAGAAAGGAUAAAUCACAAAUACGAAUCACUGCACAACGUCAAAUUGAGGAACUUAAAAAGAAACUAAAAGCUAUCAAACAGAAUUCCGCAUCCUGUACAAAAGCGCUUGAGGAGUUUGAGGCAAAAACCAAUAUAUUAGAAGGUGAAUUAUGUAUGAAGAAAGCUGAUGCUGAGGCUGAACAAAAGAAAGCUGAAGAAUUGAUGAAAAAAUUGCAGUCACUGUCUGACCACAAACAGAUUGAUCUUUUUGAGCUUCAAAUGCGCCAGCAUGCUACAAUUUACUGGGAACAAAUAAAACAAGAUAAAUAUCGUCGGCUUUGUCCUUCUGCCACUUCUGCUGACAAUGAAAAAAACAGACAAGUUAAUCGUUCUCGAGGUUUGAUGGCAAUUAUAGAUCAGUUGGUAAUAGAAUUUCCUCAAAUUCAACAGAAUUUAGAACCAGUACGUUGUUUGCUAGAAAAUAAACUAAAAUCUGAAAACAAUAAACCUAAAAUGGAUGUUACUGAAGCUGACACUAAGGAAACUCUGCUAAGUUAACACUAUCGAAG
This is a messenger RNA of Schistosoma turkestanicum, 2813 nucleotides long. NCBI's taxonomy places the organism in Eukaryota, Metazoa, Platyhelminthes, Trematoda, Strigeidida, Schistosomatidae. The record is from the annotation of a GenBank genome assembly.